Molecule: messenger RNA, 3796 nt
Organism: Pyrgilauda ruficollis (rufous-necked snowfinch)
Lineage: Eukaryota; Metazoa; Chordata; Aves; Passeriformes; Passeridae
Gene: KLHL2
Product: kelch like family member 2
Exons: 13
Coding region: 159-1892 (577 amino acids)
Molecular function (GO): protein binding
Source: RefSeq, a predicted model, not a curated record
GCCGCAGCGCCGGCGGCUCCCGGCGGCGGCGGGGCUCGGCCGGGCGGGCGCAGCCGCUCCCCGCACCCCGCACCAGCGGCGGGGCAGCGCAGCUGGCAUGGUGCUGGCGGCAGCUCGCCGAGCCCGCGUUGCACGGAGGAAGCCCGAGCGGAGCCGCGAUGGAGAUGCUGCUGCCGCCCGUAUGUACCAAACUUUGUCAUCAGAAGCCGUUGGAUCUGAAAGAUGAUAACACCGAAAUUCACUGUCCUAUUACAGUAAAUCCAUGGCACAUGAAGAAAGCUUUUAAAGUUAUGAAUGAAUUAAGAAGUCAAAACUUGCUGUGUGAUGUGACGAUAGUAGCUGAAGACAUGGAAAUUGCAGCGCAUAGAGUUGUGUUAGCCGCCUGCAGCCCCUACUUCCAUGCCAUGUUUACAGGUGAGAUGAGUGAAAGCCGAGCAAAAAAAGUUCGAAUAAAGGAAGUUGAUGGCUGGACUCUAAGGAUGCUCAUUGAUUAUAUUUACACUGCUGAAAUUCAAGUUACAGAAGAAAAUGUGCAGGUACUGCUCCCAGCAGCUGGUCUCUUGCAACUGCAGGAUGUGAAGAGGACUUGCUGUGAAUUUUUGGAAUCUCAGCUUCAUCCUAUCAACUGCCUGGGGAUUCGUGCUUUUGCUGACAUGCAUGCAUGCACAGAUCUCUUGAGCAAGGCCAACACAUAUGCAGAACAGCACUUUUCUGAUGUCGUACUUAGUGAAGAAUACCUCAAUCUUGGUGUAGAGCAGGUGUGCAGUCUGAUAUCCAGUGACAAACUCACAAUUGCCUCAGAGGAGAAGGUAUUUGAAGCAGUGAUAGCGUGGGUAAACCAUGACAAAGAUGUGAGGCAGGAGUUAAUGGCACGUCUGAUGGAGCAUGUUCGGCUGCCUUUGCUUUCCCGGGAGUAUUUAGUUCAGAGAGUUGAAGAGGAAAUAUUGGUUAAGAACAGCAGUGCUUGUAAAGAUUACCUCAUUGAAGCUAUGAAGUAUCACUUGCUACCAACUGAGCAACGGGCAUUGAUGAAAAGCACACGAACAAAAUUGAGAACACCCGCCAGCCUUCCAAAACUGAUGAUGGUAGUUGGGGGACAGGCUCCAAAGGCAAUUCGCAGUGUUGAAUGCUAUGAUUUUAAAGAAGAACGCUGGCAUCAGGUAGCUGAAUUGCCUUCCAGAAGAUGUAGAGCAGGAAUGGUGUACAUGGGAGGCAUGGUUUAUGCUGUUGGUGGUUUCAAUGGCUCUUUGAGAGUUCGUACAGUAGAUUCCUAUGAUCCAGUGAAGGACCAGUGGACAAGUGUUGCCAACAUGCAAGACAGGAGAAGCACACUGGGAGCAGCUGUAUUAAAUGGCCUUCUUUAUGCUGUGGGAGGAUUUGAUGGGAGUACAGGUUUGUCAUCAGUCGAAGUUUACAACUUAAAGACUAACGAGUGGUUUCAUGUAGCUCCAAUGAACACAAGAAGAAGUAGUGUUGGCGUAGGUGUUGUUGGAGGGAAGCUGUAUGCUGUUGGUGGCUACGACGGAGCGUCACGGCAGUGCCUUAGUUCAGUGGAAUGCUAUGAUGCCAAUUCCAACGAGUGGAGCUACGUCGCAGAAAUGAGCACCAGGCGGAGCGGAGCAGCUUCACUCAAAAGCAACUUUUCAGAGGUUAACCCUCAGUUACUCUUCUUUAGUACCCACUGCUUCUCAGUUGAUCAAUACGGGGACAGAUCUGUUUCCAGCAACAUAUUGGGAGGAGGAACUUCAGAUCCAGAUAUAGGCCAUUUGGGAGGGCUGAGAGAUAUAAGACAGGGUCCUGAAAAAUGGGCAGGAAAGAAAAAUAACAAAGAAAGGAGAACUCAGAAGACGGCAACAAGAGGAUACAGACGGAAGGAGCAAGAAAUAAGGUAGGACCUGGAAACUGGGUGUGGGAUUAAGGGAAAAUGAAGCACCAUGGAGGAACGGAGGACAUUUUUAAAAAUAAGGAGCUAUGAAAGAAAAAGGUGGCAAUGGGGCAGAGGGAAAGCUCUACACACUGAAUAGGAAGGCCAGUAACUAUUGAAGGCAUGGGUGGGGGGAUUUAUGUCAUAUCCCAUAUUUAAACUGAAAAUAUUAGCCCUCCUCCUCCUAGCUCUGUAAUAUUUAAUUCUACAAAAGAUGAAUGUUGUACUAUCCUGUCUAAUGAAGUGUGAUCAGAGUGGGAGAAGGAAAAGUUGUCAUACUAUACUGUGGCAUGAUAGCUAGAAAUAAUAGCAAUAAAAGAGGAAUUAAAUUAACUGGGAAGGAUAUGGGGAAAUGCUAGUAGUGAGUAUCACUGAUAAAGCACUAAAUAGCAUGAUUUAUAAGUGUCCUAUCAAGAAGCUAUUUUUCAGAUUUACAGUACCAAUUAGCUUCCAUGUUUCCUUUCUCUUGUCUUUAAUUAUUAAAAUCAGUCUCUUUAAUAAGAAAAUUUAGUCAUUUCAGCAGGAGUCGUUUGUCUUCACAUAUAGAAAUGGCUCUUAAUUACAAAAUUAGUGAUAUGUUUUUAAAGAUAUUUCAGCUCGUUUUUAAGGUCUCGGGGUUCUUUUUUUUUUCCUUUUUUUUCCUCCUUUUUUUUUCUACCUCCAAUAUUUUUUUUUUCUUUGAGGGACUUACCUGAUUUUUUGCAUUCAUAUUUGUUGUUUCCCUUUAAAAAGAUUUUAAGUGGUUCCAUGAAAUACUUUAUGAGCUAUAUUUGCAAAUCUGUAUCUCUGCUUUGAGUUUCAUAGUCUUAAAUGUGGCAUUUAUUAGAUUUCCCAGUAUACUUUCAUAGAAGUGCUUUUUUAGUUGUCUUUAUGGUCCAUCACUCAGAAGUUUUAAUGCAAAAAAAACCCCUACGUUUCUGAAAUUUAUUAUGUUUUGGUUCUAAUGCGUUAUAAAGGGAGUAAUAAAUAAACAGGCCUCUCUUUCUGCUUCCCCCAUUUCCAUCUUUUCAAUAUGUGCAGCCCAAAUAGCAAGCAGAUAGAUCUAGCUUUACUCACGCCUUCAUUCCAAGCUCACAGAUUGAUAAACUUUUGUUGUAAAGUAAAGGAGACCUUAGGAUUAAAGGACACCCUUUAAUAUCCUUUUGGAUAUUUUGAUAACUGAAGCUUGGUUCAAAGACGCUUGGUGUUCUUCAAAUCCCAGAGAAGGUACUCACUGCUAACUGUUUAAUUAUGUUCCAUCUGUUUACAAGGUAUUCCAACACUUCAGUGGAAACAUCCCUAUUGUAUAAUGUCUAUCCAUUCAGCUUUUAUCCUCUGUACUGCGCAGCUUUUACUUUCUAAAAGUUCACUUACACUUUAUCAUCUUGUCAGAUUUCUGUUAUGCUGGCUGAGCACAUUGUCUCAUUUACUGUCACUUCUAAUUAGUCCUAAAUUUCAACAAGCCUCAUUUUCCUGCACGUCAUUUUUCGUCCAAAAUUUUCUAAAUCUUCUGUUGCAGAACAGCUCUGGUCUUUGUAUGCUGCGAUAUGGUAGAUGGGCACGCAAGGCAUUUUAUCAGAGUCUUGCUGUAGUUACUGUCUCUCUGCUUUAAUGCAUCCUGACCCAAAUGUUUUCUGAAAUAGUUUCCAACAUUGACUUAAUGAAGGAUUUAUGUUAGCUGACAUAUUUGUUGUUUCUCCUUCGUAUCGUUCAAAUAAUUCUCUGGUUAAUUCUGCGUAUUUUCAUAUGUUUGCAGGUGUUGGUGUGUUAAACAAUUUAUUGUAUGCAGUAGGUGGUCAUGAUGGUCCUUUGGUAAGAAAAAGUGUUGAAGUGUUUGACCCCAUUGCCAGUACCUGGAAGCAGGUUGCAGACAUGAACAUGUGCAGAAGGAAU